AUGUUUAUAAGAGGACCUAGUGGGGUGCUCGGAUCUGGCACCGGUGUUACUGCUAGCUCUUGUCUGGCCAGUCUCCAUGAAGACACUCUUGGAGCACAUUGGAAAUCUGCAUUGGCCCAGUACGUUGCACUUGAGCUGAGUCGACCUGCCAGUGGUUCGGGAUUCUCAGUGAGUACAGGGCUCAUCUCCACCACUGGUUCUGGCACUGGCUAUGCUUCGGUAGCAGCUUCCUCCCUCUUCGGUGGCAAUGUGGGGAAUUCUGUCGGCAGCAGUGGCUUUAUCUCCGAUCAGGACGUUCUACCCUUCUUAGCACCAGGCUUGCUAGCUGACUUCCUUCCCCCCCCUGGAUCACGAUAUUUUGCUGCAGCCCGAGGAGUAGCUACCACUUCUUCUGUCUUUUCUGAGAACAGUUCUGGAGUUUUCACUACUAACUCAGCUACUGGAUAUAAUUCGAUUCAUGGUCAGCCCAGCGUCCGUGGCCCAGUAACUACAUUCUCUUUGACAAGCUCGACCAAAACUAAAGCAUUUUUCCAGCUGGCGACAGUCUCCUCAGGCACCGGAAAUGCUUGUGCUCCGUCAGGACCUGUCGUUUAUGUUUGCGACCUCAUUGGCCUGCACUUGCCAAGUUUUCGAUACAAUGGCCCCAAGGCAGCUCAAAGGCGUACCUGCUCCUACCUUGUGAGUGCCUCCUGA
Protopolystoma xenopodis is the source of this 693-nucleotide messenger RNA. NCBI's taxonomy places the organism in Eukaryota, Metazoa, Platyhelminthes, Monogenea, Polystomatidea, Polystomatidae. The record is from the annotation of a GenBank genome assembly.